UAGAGCAAACCAGGUGUCACUAGGAUUUUCUCCCCCCUAACUCCGUUGCUCGUCUUCCUCCUAGCGCGCGAGCGCCGCCACCCCUCGCUCCCCAUCCCGCUGCCGAGCGCCCCAGCCCCCAAGGUCGUCUUCCUCCUCGCACGAGCGCCUCCACAGCAGGUAAAAGAAGAUGGCUGAAAUUGACACCUUCCUCUUCACAUCUGAGUCUGUCAAUGAGGGACAUCCUGACAAGCUCUGUGACCAGAUAUCUGAUGCGGUGUUAGAUGCAUGCUUGGCUGAAGACCCUGACAGCAAGGUUGCUUGUGAGACAUGCACCAAGACCAACAUGGUCAUGGUCUUUGGUGAGAUCACUACCAAGGCCAAUGUUGACUAUGAGAAGAUUGUCAGGGAUACUUGCCGUGGUAUUGGUUUUGUGUCCAAUGAUGUAGGGCUUGAUGCUGACCACUGCAAGGUACUUGUCAAUAUUGAGCAGCAGUCCCCUGACAUAGCGCAGGGUGUCCACGGUAACUUCACCAAGCGCCCUGAGGAGAUUGGCGCGGGUGACCAGGGUCAUAUGUUUGGAUAUGCAACUGAUGAGACUCCUGAGUUGAUGCCUCUCAGCCAUGUUCUUGCUACCAAGCUUGGUGCUCGUCUCACUGAGGUCCGCAAGAAUGGGACCUGCCCAUGGCUGAGGCCUGAUGGGAAGACCCAGGUGACUGUAGAGUAUCACAAUGACAAUGGUGCGAUGGUCCCUAUACGUGUCCACACUGUGCUCAUCUCUACCCAGCAUGAUGAGACUGUGACCAAUGAUGAGAUUGCUGCUGAUCUGAAGGAGCAUGUGAUUAAGCCUGUCAUCCCGGAGCAGUAUCUUGAUGAGAAGACCAUUUUCCAUCUCAACCCAUCUGGUCGCUUUGUCAUUGGUGGACCUCAUGGCGAUGCUGGUCUCACUGGUAGGAAGAUCAUCAUUGAUACUUAUGGUGGCUGGGGAGCCCAUGGUGGAGGCGCUUUCUCUGGCAAGGACCCAACCAAGGUGGAUCGCAGUGGAGCAUAUGUUGCCAGGCAAGCAGCCAAGAGCAUUGUUGCUAGUGGCCUUGCCCGCCGCUGCAUCGUCCAAGUGUCUUAUGCCAUCGGUGUACCUGACCCACUCUCGGUGUUUGUUGACACGUACGGCACAGGCAAGAUCCCCGACAAGGAGAUCCUCAAGAUCGUCAAGGAGAACUUCGACUUCAGGCCAGGCAUGAUCAUCAUCAACCUUGACCUGAAGAGGGGUGGGAAUGACCGCUACCUCAAGACGGCGGCAUACGGUCACUUUGGCAGGGAUGGCCCGGACUUCACCUGGGAGGUUGUGAAGCCCCUCGAGUGGAAGAAGCCUUCUGCCUGAGCAAAGAGUCGCGGACAGAUUCAUUUUGGAACUUUUACUUGUCACUCUGUGACAAUGUCUCUGAAAAUCGUUUAAUCUGCACAUCGCAGCAAGUAAUCUCUCUGUUCACUGUUCUAGUAGCUGCAAGUGUGUCUUAAGCUUUUAUUCCUAGUGUCUAUGUGUUAAAUAUGAGACUAUCGUGGGUGUGCUGCUUGUGUUCUUUUCUGCUCAUGUAAUGGUGAAGAAAAGAUAGAAAUCAUCAAUGAAAUGAAACUUUCUACUUUUUGGUUA
Brachypodium distachyon (stiff brome) is the source of this 1630-nucleotide messenger RNA. Its product is annotated as S-adenosylmethionine synthase 4. Bases 170 to 1360 code for a protein of 396 amino acids. The record is from RefSeq and is a predicted model, not a curated record. Gene Ontology annotation, molecular function: methionine adenosyltransferase activity; ATP binding. The transcript is spliced from 2 exons. NCBI's taxonomy places the organism in Eukaryota, Viridiplantae, Streptophyta, Magnoliopsida, Poales, Poaceae. Gene Ontology annotation, cellular component: cytosol. Gene Ontology annotation, biological process: S-adenosylmethionine biosynthetic process.